This is a messenger RNA of Cotesia congregata, 2916 nucleotides long. The record is from the annotation of a GenBank genome assembly. Lineage: Eukaryota; Metazoa; Arthropoda; Insecta; Hymenoptera; Braconidae.
UGCAAACGUCAGAAAAUUCAAGAAGAUGAUUUAAUCCAAAUAACAAAUUGGGAAAACUUUGAUAAGAUUGCUUUAGAACACUACAGUGAUGCUGAUUUAUUUACUUUAAAAUAUUCCCAAGUAUAUGAAGCGCAGAAUGAUAUUAAAAACUUUCUAAAAGAGCUGGACUAUUCAGAAUUUAUUGGAAUUUAUUAUGACACUCCAAUAUAUUGUAUUACUAGUUUAAUUCUCGGAAUACUAUCAUCUGGACGUUCUUUUGUGUACAUUUCAAAAAACGAAGCUGAUUUUCUAAAAGAAUCACUUGGUUUUCGAUAUAUUUUCCACUUAGAAAGCAACAAAAUCCACGGAGAGCAGAUAAAAGUUUUUGAGCUUCAUCAGCAGCCAAUUAUUCUAUCAAAAACUCCAUCUUUUUUCUCUAAAGAAUUAAAUAAUAAUUCAAAGUUUGCAUACGCUGUGACAACUUCGGGAUCAACUGGACAACCAGUUGUAGUAAGAGUAACUCAUAAAUCUAUAUUAUUAAAUAUACAAGACUUUAAAAAUAUCCUCAAGCUCUCCAGUACUGACAGAGUGGCUCAACUUACGCCUCUAACUUUUGACCCCAGCUACGUUGAAAUAUUUUUGAGUUUAAUAAUCGGAGCAACUCUUUGCACUUUCGCAGAAGAUUUAAAAAAUCAUCCUGAUAUUUUAUUAAAAGUACUUUAUAAUAAGAAGAUAACAUUUAUAUCAACCACUCCAUCUCUCUUUUUGCACCGCUGGAGAUUGAAAGAUCUUGAAGAAACUCUCUUGAGCAAAGAAAGCUGUCUCAAGUUUCUCCUGAUUGGCGGAGAGCCUUUUCCUGAUCUGAAAUUAAUCCGUAAAAUAAAACAUCCAGAAAAUUGUACUAGAAUUUUUAAUGUCUAUGGUAUCACUGAAGUGUCCUGCUGGGCGAGCAUCAACGAGAUUUUCUUCAAUGAAAAUUAUUCUGAAGCUGAUUGUAGUAAUAAUUUAGGUACAGUUUUAACUGAUACUCUUUUUCAAGUCAGAGAAAAAAAUUCCAACGAAAUUGUUAAAGAUGGAGAAGGAAUUCUUUAUAUUGGAAGUUCCAGCAGAGUUUGUUUGCUUGGUAAAGAAAAAUUAUCCGAUCUUAAGCUUCCAGUUUAUAGAAAAACUGGAGACAUAGUCACUGUAAAUAAAAAUAAAGUGACCUUUAAGGGUCGACUGGACAGUUGUGUCAAGAGAUUUGGUACCAAAGUUCACUUUGACAAACUUAAAAAUCAUUUGCAAAAAUUAAAUUUUAUUAAAGAUGUUCAAUUAAUUUUUGACAAUAAUUUAUCUGUAUUAAAUUUAUUUUUUACUUCUGAACUUGAUGAUCAAAAAGACAACUUGGUGGCUAAUGUCUGGUCUCAUGUAAAACUUUUACCUGCUAUUAUGCAUCCAGAUAAAAUUUAUUAUUUAGAAAGCUUUAAAGUUACUGACAGAGGAAAAAUUUGUAAAGAUUACUUGAAAGAUUUCUGUUCAAGACCAAUGUCUGGUAGUGAUGCUGGAAGUUUGCUAGAACAAAUUUGGAGAGAUCAUUUGCCAGGAGAGCAGGAUAAAUUUGGUUUUUUAGAUCUAGGAGGAACAUCAGUGAUAGCUUUACAAAUAUCAAGUAAUUUAUCCAGCGAAUCAGGGAACAAUUAUCCGGAAUUAAUUGGAAUGUUAUUUGACAAUAAAACAUUGCUGGAGUGUAAAGAUUAUCUUUGUAAAAAUUUUAAUAAUGUAAAUACUAGUUCGAAAGUCUUGAAUUUAACCAAACUUAAUUUUACUUCUAAAAAUUAUUUAUUAGAUACAUAUAUCUGGCAAAAAUGUCGGGGUAGAACGGUCAUAAUUAAUCCAGAAUCUUCUGAUUUACUACUUGAUUGUAAAUCAGAUCAUGAAAAUUUGAAGAGUAUUAAGCUUGGGAAUGUUUUUAAUUUAAAUAAAUGCGUGGAUGCUUCUCCAACGAUUUUUGGGUACUCCAAUGACCAAUCAUUUGCAAACGUAAGUUCUCACUCAGGAUUAAUUCUAACAGUAGAUCUUAAAACUAAAGAAAAUUGGAAAAUUCAAUUGCCUAACAGGAUAGAAGGUUCUACUUUGGUGAUAGAUAAUUUCAAGGGAAUUGUUGGCUGUCAUGAUGGAUUUAUUUAUUGCUUGCAUCUCAAGAGUGGUCACAUUUUUUGGUCAUUUAAAACGGGAAAUAUUGUCAAGUGUUUGGCAGCUGUUUGCAGUGAAAAAAUUAAUAUUUUCAUCGGAUCUUAUGACCAUUUUGUCUAUUGCAUUUCUUUGGAGGGUUCUCUGGUUUGGAAGCUAAAACUCGACGGCAGUACUUUGGCGACGCCUUUGGUACACACUGAAACAAACGCAGUUAUUUUUAGUUUAUUGAACUCUAAUUGUAUCUCCGUGGAUCAAAAAAGUGGUAAAGUGAGGUGGAAAUAUCAAUGCAAGAGUUCAAUAUUUUCCACUCCGAAUAUUUUAUCAAAUAAAUUAAUUUUAGCUGAUGUCUGUGGUAAUAUAAGCGGACUUGAUAUAAAUACUGGAAAUGAAUUAUGGAUUUUUAGUAUUUCUGGUAAUAUUUUUUCUGAUAUUGUAAUCUGUACUGAUGCUACAGCAAACAGUUUUAUGUUCACCAGUAAAAAUGGAUUUUUUUACAAGUAUUAUUUUCAUGAAACUCAACACCCGGAAUUGCAUUACAAAGUUGACUUAGGAUCAUCGGUAGUAGCAACUCCGUGGGUGGAAAAAGAUUUUGCUAUUAUUGUAAGAGAAAACGGAGACUUAAGAGUGAUUAAUAUGAAAGACGGAAAAUUUUUGUACAAUUUUAUCCUCAGCGGUGAUUCUUUUUCAUCUCCUGUACUUCACAACAAUUUUAUUGUCGUUGGCUGUCGGGAUGACAAUCUUUACACUCUUUAUCUUCAAGAUUAG